Messenger RNA from Heterostelium album PN500, 348 nucleotides. RefSeq lists its product as uncharacterized. The coding region runs from base 1 to 348 and encodes 115 amino acids. The record is from RefSeq and is a predicted model, not a curated record. The transcript has 3 exons. NCBI's taxonomy places the organism in Eukaryota, Evosea, Eumycetozoa, Acytosteliales, Acytosteliaceae.
AUGCAAGGUUGUUUCAUGAUAAAAAGAUCAACUGGAUCACAAAUGGUUAAGGUUGUCGAUGUACACGAAAGAAAUCCAACAUGUCGGCGAUAUGGUGAGAAUAGAAGAUUCUCUGUUGCCUGUUACAAUGAAAAGAAUGAUUCGAUCUACUUGGCAUAUAACAAUAAGAUACAUCGUCUCGAUCUUCGAAACGCCGAAUUUAAAAGAUGUUAUCUCAGAGUUCCUGAGAGAUACGACCGGUCGUCAAAUAUCAACGAUGUUCUACAAACAAUCGUUAUACGCGCAACAAAUCAACCUUUCUUCACCGAAGAUACCUAUCAAGAGAGGGUUGGGGAUCUGUAUCUCUAA